AUGGACGUCGCUCACCCCACGGCAGGCUGGGAGCAACUUGGCGGACGCUUCUACCGCAAGAUCCAACUAUACACGCAGGUUUUUGACCAGGACCGCGACCUCGACAACUACCUUGUCGCGGGGGCGCAAUACGGCGGGGCGAUAGCGCUGUAUCGCGAUGAGGAAAAGCUCGUCGCCUUCCAUCCGGCAAGGUCCACCAAGCCCAGCAUAGAAAUCUACAGCUGCGCCGGCAAGCCAAUCCGCAGCAUCCCCUGGGACAAAGGCUCCAUCCGGGGCCUCGGCUGGUCCGAGGACGAGAAGCUGCUGGUGGUGACAGCGGACGGCACCGUCAGAUGCUACUACGACCUCCAGGGAGAUUUUACCCAGUUUUCUCUCGGCAAUGGCGCCGACGAUGUUGGUGUCAGCUCUUGCCGCUUCUACGGCCACGGGCUGGUCGCGCUGUUGUCAAACAAUGCUCUUGUUUCGGUCUCGUCGCUGGACGAGCCGCGCCCGAAGCUCCUGGCGUCGCCCCCCGAGGGCAAGGUUCACGCGUGGACCUUGAUCCCGCCUGCGUAUACCCUAUCGCGCUCCGUCGAGGUCCUCUUGAGCAUCGAGCAGACCGUCUACUUGUCCGACGCCACCGAGUGCGAGGACCGCUUCCUAGACAUCGGCCCCUUCACCCACAUCGCUGUCUCGCCCAACGGCAAGUUUGCCGCAUUGUACACAGCCUCGGGUCAGGCACAUGUCAUUACGAGCGAUUUCCAGAACCGCCUGAGCGAGCACGAUUCUAAAUCUAAGAUCGUCCCAAAGUACUUUGAAUGGUGCGGCAACGAUGCCGUCGUAACCGCGUGGGAGGACGAAGUCCAUCUUGUCGGUCCUGCCGGGUCGCUGGCCAAGUUUUAUUACGACAAUGGCCGGGUCCAUAUUGUCCCAGACUUUGAUGGAGUUCGCAUCAUCUCCAACGACACGUGCGACUUUCUGCAGAAGGUCCCCGAUGUCAUUGAAGACGUCUUCCGCCUCGGUACAGACUCGCCGGCAUCCAUACUCCUGGAUGCCGUCGAGCAGCUCGAGAUGCAGUCGCCAAAGGCUGAUGACAACAUCCAGCUGAUCCGAUCCCACUUAGUUGAGGCGGUCGAUACGUGCGUGAACGCUGCGGGCCAUGAAUUCAACAUACACUGGCAAAAGCAGCUCCUCAAAGCUGCCUCGUUUGGCAAAUCGGUGCUUGACAUCUACAACAGCGACGACUUUGUCGAUAUGUGUGAAACUCUGCGCGUCCUCAAUGCCAUCCGCUUCUACCAGGUAGGCCUUCCGUUGUCGUAUGAGCAGUUCCAGCACCUCUCACCCUCAGCGCUCAUUACGCGUCUACUCAACCGCCACGAGUACCUGCUGGCCCUCCGGAUAGCCGGAUACCUGCGCCUGCCCACAGAUAAGAUCUAUGUGCACUGGGCUUCCGCAAAGGUCCGUGUCGGUGCCGAGGACGAUGACGCCAUCUGCCGCAAGGUGGUUGAGAAGCUCUCGGGGAAGCCGGGCAUUUCCUUCGAGGCUAUUGCCCGUGCCGCUUACGACGAAGGAAGGGGCCGGCUAGCUACGGAGCUCCUGAACCACGAACCGCGCGCCGGCCGCCAGGUGCCGCUGCUGCUUAGCAUGGAGGAGGACGAGGUUGCUCUAGACAAGGCUAUCGAGAGUGGUGAUACGGACUUGGUGUACUUUGUGCUGCACCAGCUCAAGCGCAAGCUGCCGCUCGUAGCGUUUUUCCGUGUCAUCAACGCUCGACCCACAGCCACGGCACUAGUAGAGGCGUCGGCGCGCCUCAGCGACGAAGAUGACCGCGAGGACACGGCACUGCUCAAAGAUCUGUACUACCAGGAUGACCGCCGGCUGGAUGGGGCCUCUGUGUUUGUCCGCGAGGCGCUACGCCAGUCUGACAGCCGGACCGCGGUCGACAAACUAGCGCUCGCUGCUAAGCUUCUCACUGAUAACGCCAAAGAAAACACAUUUGAGUUGAGCGCGCUCAAGGAGGCAGCUACGUUGCUCCGCAUGCAGGAGGCCUUUGACCGUGAUCUGACUGACACCUUCACGGGGCUGUCGGUCAACCAAACCAUAUUCAAGCUAAUACGGCUCGGCUACCACGGGCGAGCCAAGAAGAUCCAUAGCGAGUUCAAGGUGCCGGAAAAGGUCGUCUGGUGGAUUCGGCUGCAGGCACUUGUGGCCAAGAGAGACUGGAACGAAAUUGAGGAGGUGUCGCGGACGCGAAAGAGCCCCAUCGGCUGGGAGCCAUUUUACAGCCAGACAUUGCAGGCGGGUAAUCCACGACUGGCCGCCCUUUUCAUCCCAAAAUGCACGGGACUCGAAGUCGGACAGGCCAUCACCAUGUACGAGAAGUGCGGCAUGCGUGUCAAGGCAGCAGAGGAGGCGGUCAAGAUCAAGGACGCCGAAGCGUGGAGCAAGCUUCUCGAAGCAGCGGGUAGGGACACUCAAGAGGGGCGCGAGAUUGAGCGCCUUGGGCAAGCGUUUAGGAGAUGA
Molecule: messenger RNA, 2502 nt
Organism: Lasiosphaeria miniovina
Lineage: Eukaryota; Fungi; Ascomycota; Sordariomycetes; Sordariales; Lasiosphaeriaceae
Product: Vps16, N-terminal region-domain-containing protein
Exons: 5
Coding region: 1-2502 (833 amino acids)
Biological process (GO): endosomal transport; vacuole fusion, non-autophagic; intracellular protein transport
Cellular component (GO): endosome; HOPS complex; cytoplasm
Molecular function (GO): actin binding
Source: RefSeq, a predicted model, not a curated record